Molecule: messenger RNA, 366 nt
Organism: Acaromyces ingoldii
Lineage: Eukaryota; Fungi; Basidiomycota; Exobasidiomycetes; Exobasidiales; Cryptobasidiaceae
Exons: 2
Coding region: 1-366 (121 amino acids)
Cellular component (GO): mitochondrion
Source: RefSeq, a predicted model, not a curated record
AUGAGUCGGCCAGCUUCGCCUUCGCUGCUUUACAGUCUCCGGCAGGCUCAAGCGCGGAUUUUCAACACCAAUCCGCCAGGUCCGCCGUCGAAUCCGGCGCUCCGAACGGGGAGCAAGGUCCUCAAGAAGCGCCUCGUCGGCCCCUCCAUGUUGCAGUACUACCCACCGAGCCUCAAUCUCCGUUCUGUCUUGCGCAUUGCACCGAAUGCACUGAGACCCGAGGACGUGGAUCCAGUGACACGACUAAUCGAUCCGCGAGAGGUGCAGAGAUUAAAGGAUGUAGAGAGAAAGAAGAUGCUGGGAAAAGGACCGCCAAAGAAGGGCGAGGGCAGAAGAGCGGCCAUGAAAGGCGGAAAGCGAAAGUGA